Messenger RNA from Chaetomium strumarium, 1367 nucleotides. Its product is annotated as galactose mutarotase-like domain-containing protein. Gene Ontology annotation, biological process: beta-D-galactose catabolic process via UDP-galactose, Leloir pathway; glucose metabolic process. The coding region runs from base 97 to 1302 and encodes 401 amino acids. NCBI's taxonomy places the organism in Eukaryota, Fungi, Ascomycota, Sordariomycetes, Sordariales, Chaetomiaceae. The transcript is spliced from 2 exons. Gene Ontology annotation, molecular function: carbohydrate binding; aldose 1-epimerase activity. The record is from RefSeq and is a predicted model, not a curated record.
CGUCCGCUAUUAUCCUUUCGUUCAUACCUCAAAACCAAACUUUCUCUGAGGGAUCCAUCCUUGCUAAACACCAUUAGCAUCGUGACAAUAACCAGCAUGCGUCAUCUAGUCGCGCUCUCCGGAGCCGCCUGGCUCUUGAAUGGAGCGCUCGCCAAGUAUCCGGUUGCUAGAAGUUUGGAUAUCCAGGGCGCCGACAAGAACGGGAAAUACUGGAUCUACGGCGAGGGAAUCGCGGCUGCCUUCAUCCCUUAUGGUGCAUCUAUUUCCAACCUGCUCAUCAAGGACAAGUACGGAGUCGCCCGAGACCUUGUCAUGGGCUUCGACUAUGCCUCGUACUAUGCUGUUGACAAGGCUCAUCCACACCUCGGCGGUGUUCCUGGCCGUUAUGCGAACCGCAUCAAGAACAGCACAUUUGAGAUUGACGGCCAGGUCUACCACGUCGAGGCCAACGAGAACCCCACCGCGGAGCAUCCGAAGGGCCUCGACACUCUCCAUGGCGGACCGGACGGCUGGGACUAUCGCGACUUCGAGGUUGUUGCCUACACCAACAACAGCAUCACCUUCUCUAUCGUUGAUCCGGACGGCAAGGAGGGUUUCCCGGGCGAGGUUAUCUCGUACAUCACCUACACGAUGGGCAGAAUGACGUGGGACGCCAAGAUGGUGGCUAUCGCAACCACCAAGAAGACGCCCAUCAUGUUGAGCAGCCACACGUACUGGAACUUGGAUGGCUUUGCGAACAACGAGACGAAUCUGGUGCUCAACCACACCUUCCACCUGCCGUAUAGCGGCCAGCGGGUCGCUGUCGACAACAUCCUGGUCCCGACCGGCGAGAUCCUCGCCAAUCCCAAGGGAUCGGUCAACGAUUUCUGGAGUGCGCCCAAGCAGAUUGGUCACAGUUUCUCGGACCCUGAGAUCAAGGGAAACUGCGGGUUCAACUGCACCGGCUAUGACAACUGUUGGCUCGUAAACCGCCCGCAGGCUCAUGACUGGCGCGCAAAUGGUGGCUACGUCGCCAGCCUGUCGUCAAAGUGGUCCGGCAUUCGGCUCGACAUCUACACGGACCAGGACGCGUUCCAGAUGUACUCGUGUGGCGGCCAGAACGGGUCCUUCCCGCUCAAGUCGACGCAGGGGGCAUCAAACUUCCCACGGACUGUUCCCAAGUAUGGCUGCGUUGUGAUGGAAGUGCAGGACUACAUCGAUGGGAUCAACCAUCCGGAGUGGGGACGGUUGGGCAAGCAGCUGUUCGAGCCUGGCGGUGAUCCGUACGUGCUGCAGGUGAGCCAUCGCUUUACGGUGGGCUGAGCGGUUCAUCUAUGACUAGGUAGAGAGGAGCAUAUAAUGGGGCAGCUUAUCUUCUUUGAGCCGUG